This is a messenger RNA of Candidula unifasciata, 795 nucleotides long. NCBI's taxonomy places the organism in Eukaryota, Metazoa, Mollusca, Gastropoda, Stylommatophora, Geomitridae. The record is from the annotation of a GenBank genome assembly.
AUGAACCCAACCAGAGAUCCCUCACAACCUGAGAGGUUUCACCACCUCACUGAAUAUAAACACGAGCCGGAGUUCCAUUACGGCGACAUGAAGGCCUAUCUCUUCUGUGAUAUCGCAAAUGCCACCGGGCACAGGCUGGGACGUGUCAUUAACUGGUACAAGAACAACACAGUGGUGGAGAACGACAAACACUUCAAGAUCAAACCCAACAACACUCUUGAAAUUCACAGGCCGAAACGCAACUACUCUGGCGUCUACGUUGCCCGUCAUAAGAUCUACGAUAACAAUGUCCCCCUGGACUACGACUGCUUUGUGAGAUACUUUGCCAAACCCCUGGUUCUGGAUUUCCCGACGUCAGCCAACAUUCAAGAGGGCGAGACGCUGACUUUGAGAUGUGUGGUCAAGGGCUUCCCCCCUGCAGUGGUCUCCUGGUUCCGGAACGGAGUGAAACUUGUCGACAUGAAGAACAGCAGCCACGUUCGCUUCUUCGAGCUGGACGGAGUGGCCAAUGGUCGGCUGGUCAUCGCCAAGACCAAACGCCAGGAAGCGGGCAUGUACAAGUGCGUGGCACACAGUGCUCAUUUCAACUACUCCAACUCCAAAGAGAUCUUGGUGCGAGUCAGCGACAAAAUGGCCGCCCUCUAUCCUCUGCUGGGCAUCCUUGCCGGUGUGAUUAUCCUUAGCCUGCUUAUUGUCACGCACGAGGCCAACGCUAAGAAGCGUAUUAAGUCGGAGGAAGCCAAACUUUAUCGCGAGUCCUUUCUGAACCCUGGCGCUGAGCCACCGAAAGAAUGA